Molecule: messenger RNA, 1653 nt
Organism: Labeo rohita (rohu)
Lineage: Eukaryota; Metazoa; Chordata; Actinopteri; Cypriniformes; Cyprinidae
Product: peroxisomal succinyl-coenzyme A thioesterase
Exons: 12
Coding region: 247-1560 (437 amino acids)
Biological process (GO): acyl-CoA metabolic process; fatty acid metabolic process
Molecular function (GO): fatty acyl-CoA hydrolase activity
Source: RefSeq, a predicted model, not a curated record
AAGUCAUCACAAACCAGAAGUCAGUCUAGUUUAGCGGAGAUCCGCCCAAUUUGGCAACCCUGCAGCUGCGUUAUGCAGUGAGUCAACACUGGAUGGAAACAAAGGAAAACUAGACUGGGACACGUAAAAACACGUGGAUUGGAAUGACAUUAUUAUGACAUUAUUUCUGUUCUGAGGCGUUUUGGAUCUAAUACCUCAAUCCCAUCACAGAAGAAACACCUGGUCUAAACUUUAUCGGACUGUAUCAUGUUGGCACCUGUUAGGACUGUGAGCUCUGAAAGGGGGGCAUGUCCUCUAUUGACUGUUCAGCCGAGUCGAGCACUGAUGGACGAAAAGUUUCAGAUUGUCAUAAUGAAUUUACUGCCAAAUCAAAAGGUGACGCUACACUCUCUACAUCAGUCAGAGGACAAGGACUUCUGGGAGGCAUAUGGACACUACGUCAGUGAUAAACACGGGACAGUGACAGUGGCCAAAGAUAGAUGUUUGGGAGGCACCUAUGAUGGCACGGAGCAGAUGGGAUUGAUAUGGAGCAUGAGGCCCAUACCAGGAAGUCGAUCUGGACUCAGGUUGCGCAAGACAAAUGUACUCACACCGAUGGUGAUUCACAUCUCAGUAUAUGGUGGGCAUCUAUCGCAAGGCUUCAGCCAGAUAACACCCCUGGCAACCAGUGUCACAGAACGAUGGUAUGUCACACCAGGUGUGCAGAGGGUGAACGUCAGGGAGAAAGGAGUACGAGCAACUUUAUUUCUUCCUCCAGGUCCUGGACCGUACCCUGGAGUGUUGGACCUGUGGGGAGGUGGUGGUGGUUUGGUUGAGUAUCGUUCAAGCUUGCUUGCAUCUCAUGGCUUUGCAUCCAUGGCACUUGAGUACCUUGCUCCUGAAGAGCUGAGAACAGCUGAAGUUGAUGUGGCAUAUUUUGAGAAAGCAUACCAGAUCCUGCAGAAUCAUCCAAAGGUACAGAGUAACCGUAUGGCAAUGCUCGGGCUGUCUUUUGGAAGUGCCGUCACACUCAGUAUGGCGGCCUACUCCAAAGUCAUCAAGCCCCAGUGCUGUGUUUGUAUCAGCGGAAGUCAUGUGUUUCCAGUCAAUAAAUCCCUCUUUGAAGUCUUUGAGGAUAUGAAAAAGUAUAUGGACAGAGUAGUUAUGAAUGAGGAGAACCAGGUGAUACACAGAGGCAUCAUCUUGCCCAUUCCCUCAGACCCAGCUCUUAAAGUGGACGUUGGGAAAAUAAAGUGUCCUCUUCUGUUGGUGAAUGCUGGUGAUGAUCAGAACUGGGCUUCUGUUGAAUCUGCUGAAGAUAUGGAGAUGAUGAUGGAGAAAGCAGGAAAUCGACACCUGUUGACGGUCCUGACGUAUCCUGAUGCGGGUCAUCUGAUUGAACCUCCAUACACGCCUCACUUCCGAGCAUCUAACUUCAUCCUGCAGGAUUUGAAACAGAAGAUUGUCAUGCUGUGGGGUGGACAGACUAAACCGCACGCAUACGCACAAGAGGACGCAUGGGAGAAGAUUUUAGGAUUUCUGCAGCAGCACCUCUACUUCAGUUCAAAAGCCAAACUGUAGCUCUGUCAUUUCCAACAAUUAAACUAUAUUUUAAAUAACGCUGAUAAUGAACAACAGCACUUGUUGUUACAUUUCACUUUGGUAUGUGGAAUA